Molecule: messenger RNA, 6973 nt
Organism: Hemibagrus wyckioides
Lineage: Eukaryota; Metazoa; Chordata; Actinopteri; Siluriformes; Bagridae
Gene: atp13a3
Product: ATPase 13A3
Exons: 34
Coding region: 326-4087 (1253 amino acids)
Biological process (GO): intracellular calcium ion homeostasis; polyamine transmembrane transport
Cellular component (GO): late endosome membrane
Molecular function (GO): ATP hydrolysis activity; ATP binding; polyamine transmembrane transporter activity
Source: RefSeq, a predicted model, not a curated record
AGAGCUCACGAAGCCAGUUUAAGGCAGUCAAAGCCACACAUUUGGGCAUCGUGUGUGCUGUCAACAUCCAGCUACACAUCGUUUACCGGACAGUCCCGGAGAAUCACGAUUCAGUGUGUGUGGUGUUCUCUCCUGGAACAACAACUCGCUUCAUCAUGACUUUGAGGUGAUCUUCAGUCCAGGUGGUGCUGGGGUCCAGGUCUGCAUCGUGAGAGAGUGAGAGAGCAAGCUCUUCCACAGGAACGGGCUGCCUUGGGCCCUAGUGCCCCAGGUGUUAAGGUAAGUAGCUGUACCCUUUGGAGUGGAGGUGGAACAGGAAUACAGGAUGGAGAAUGAGGACCUGAAGAUUGUUAAUAAGGGGCUGGAGGAUGAAAUGGAACUGAGCGGGUACAGGCUGUGCCGCUGGAAGCUGGCCUUUGUGGCAGUGGGUGUGCUGUGUACAGGCGGCUUUCUGCUGUUGCUACUUUACUGGUUGCCUGAGUGGUGUGUCAAGGCCACGUGCACUCGCAUCGCCAUCCGAGACGCCCAGGUGGUACUGCUCCAAAGCACUGAUGAGUUUAAGCGCUGGUUUCUGGCUAAGGUGCGUGUGAUGCUGGCCCCGGGAAAGGACCCCUAUAGCAGCCUGGACUUGCAGAGCACCACCCACAUGGCCAAUGGCCACACACCCCACCCCUCUGACACUGCAGCCGAAGGUUUCAUCAGGAAGUACGCAGAGUACCAACCUGUACAGAUCCGCUAUUUUACACUCCAUAGCACAAAGUACUACUGGAAUGACACUGUCCAAAACUAUGAAGUGUUAACGGGUCUCGAGGAUUUGGAGCCGAGUUGUUCCAGCAUCCACUCAGAUCAUAGCGGCGGCCUCAGCCCAAACCAACAGGAGUACAGGAGACUGUUUUUUGGAGUGAAUGAAAUUGCUGUAAAAGUGCCUUCUCUUUUCAAGCUGCUAAUCAAGGAGGUUCUGAACCCCUUUUACAUCUUCCAGCUCUUCAGUGUUAUCCUGUGGUGUGCUGAUGAAUACUACUACUACGCUAUGGCUAUAAUGUUCAUGUCAAUCAUAUCAAUAGCUACCUCUCUCUACACCAUCAAAAAGCAAUAUAUCACAUUACACGACAUGGUGGCUACCCACAGUAUUGUUCGUGUAUCAGUCUGCAGAGCCAAUAAUGACAUUGAAGAAGCUAUGUCUACAGACCUUGUCCCAGGCGACGUCAUGGUCAUCCCCAGCAACGGAAUGAUCAUGCCCUGUGAUGCAGUGCUGAUUAGUGGAACCUGCAUAGUCAACGAGAGCAUGCUUACAGGUGAAAGUGUGCCUGUCACUAAGACUAACCUGCCCAACCCACAACAGGGAGACAAGGGCUCUGAGGGGGACAAGGUGUAUGAUAUGGAGGAACAUAAGAGACACACAUUGUUCUGCGGCACCCACGUCAUCCAGACCCGCUUUUACUCAGGAGAACGGGUUAAAGCUGUGGUGGUCAGGACUGGUUUCAGUACAGCCAAGGGCCAGCUGAUUCGGUCCAUCUUGUACCCUAAGCCUACAGACUUUAAGCUGUACAGAGACGCCUACCUGUUCCUGCUUUGUCUCGUCGGAGUGGCUGGCAUUGGCUUCAUUUACUCGAUCGUGCUGAGCAUAAUUAAUAAGGUUCCUGCAAAGACCAUUAUCAUCGAGUCACUGGACAUCAUCACCAUUACGGUGCCACCCGCACUGCCGGCGGCGAUGACGGCGGGUAUCGUGUAUGCGCAGCGACGUCUCAAAAACCUUGGCAUCUUCUGUAUCAGCCCUCAGAGGAUUAACAUCUGUGGGCAGCUCAACCUUAUCUGCUUUGACAAGACAGGCACACUCACUGAAGACGGCUUGGAUCUGUGGGGUGUGCAGAGAGUGGAGAACAGCAGGUUCCUCCACUCAGAGGAGAAUGCCUUUAAAGAGAGUUUGGUGAAGUCUCACUUUGUGGCCUGCAUGGCCACAUGUCACUCGCUCACCAAGAUUGAAGGCCAACUCUCUGGAGACCCUCUGGACCUGAAGAUGUUUGAAGCCACUGGCUGGAUCCUGGAGGAGGCCACAGAAGAGGAAACUUCUCUUCAUGAACGCAUCAUGCCCACUGUAGUGCGUCCACCCAAGCAGCUCCUUCCUGAGCCUGUGAUGUCACGAGAGGAGGACAUGGAGCUGUAUGAGCUGUCGGCAUCUUAUGAGAUCGGAAUCGUGAGGCAGUUCCCCUUCUCCUCAGCAUCGCAGAGGAUGAGCGUGGUGGCUCGGAUCCUCGGAGAAAAGCGAAUGGAUGCCUACCUAAAGGGGGCGCCUGAAGUGGUGGCAAGUCUAUGCAAGAAAGAGACCGUGCCACAGGACUUUGCAGAGGUACUGGAAGACUACACUAAACAGGGUUUCCGCGUCAUCGCCCUGGCACACAGACGUCUGGAGUCCAAACUAACCUGGCAUAAAGUACAGAACAUUAACAGGAAUCACAUUGAGACCAACAUGGAGUUCUUGGGGCUGAUCAUUAUGCAGAAUAAGCUGAAGCCCGAGACUCCCGGAGUGCUGGAGGUCCUCAGACAGGCAAACAUCCGCACAGUCAUGGUCACAGGUGACAAUAUACUUACAGCUAUCUCAGUGGCACGGGACUGUGGCAUGAUCCUGCCCCAGGACCGAGUCAUUAUUGCUGAUGCCCUACCCCCCAGAGAUGGCCAGGUGGCCAGGAUCAACUGGCGCUAUGCAGACAAUCCCAACAAGCACUCCAUCAAGCCAGUUUCACUGGAGGAGGUGGAGAUUGGUGUUGAGGAUGGACCUGAAGAACAGCGGUCUAUCGAGAAGUACCACUUUGCCAUGAGUGGCAAAUCAUUUGCUGUCAUUACUGAACACUUCCAGGACCUGCUCCAGAAGCUGGUCCUACAUGGAACGGUUUUUGCAAGAAUGUCUCCAGACCAGAAAACCCAGCUAGUGGAGGCUCUACAGAGUGUUGACUACUAUGUUGGAAUGUGUGGAGAUGGUGCCAAUGACUGUGGGGCCCUGAAAAGAGCUCAUGGGGGUAUCUCUCUCUCUGAGCUGGAGGCUUCAGUGGCUUCCCCUUUCACUUCCAGAACUCCCAACAUUUCCUGUGUGCCCAACCUAAUUCGGGAAGGCAGAGCAGCUCUAAUUACGUCUUUCUGCGUGUUCAAGUUCAUGGCCCUUUACAGCAUCAUCCAGUACAUCAGUGUCACCCUGCUCUACUAUAUCCUCAGCAACCUGGGCGACUUCCAGUUCCUGUUUAUUGACAUUGCCAUCAUCCUUGUUGUUGUAUUUACCAUGAGUCUGAAUCCUGCGUGGUCUGUGCUGGUUUCUCAGCGACCUCCUUCAGGUCUGAUCUCAGGGCCUCUGCUCUUCUCCGUACUCACUCAAAUCCUCAUCUGCCUCGGCUUCCAGACCCUCACCUUCCUGCUGGUGCGCAACCAGGAUUGGUACGAGAUCUGGACACCCGAGUCAGAUGCCUGCAAUACAUCCUUCCACAGCAAUUUCUCCAACUCUACCGAGGUUGAUGACCACAACAUCCAAAACUACGAGAACACUUCCCUAUUCUAUGUCUCUUCCUUUCAGUACCUCAUCGUUGCCGUUGUUUUUUCCAAAGGCAAACCAUUCCGUCAGCCCAGUUAUAAAAACUGGCUCUUUGUGGUGUCUGUUCUCAGCCUCUACAUAUUCCUGUUAGUCAUCAUGCUCUUCCCUAUUCCUGAUAUCGAUCAUGGUUUAGAGAUUGUGUGUGUUCCUUUCACCUGGCGUAUCACUGUCUUGAUUAUAGUGCUGAUUAAUGCUGCCGUGUCUGUCUUUGUGGAGACCAUCGUCCUUGACGUCGUCUUAUGGAAGCUUGUGUUCAGCCGAGACAAGCAGGGCAGCUAUGGUGUCCCCCCUGCCACCCCGCCACCACAGGAAGGAAUAGACUUUUGUACAUCCAAGUUCUUCUCGUGGUUGUGUUGCCGGCGUAGGGCGGUGCCCAAAGCACGCUACAUGCAUCUGGCCCAGGAACUCAGUGUGGAUCCAGACUGGCCUCCCAAACCUAAAACCACCACAGAAGCCAAACCUCCACCUCAGUCAGAAAACGGCUCUUACCAAAUCAUGUCUGCUUCCUAGCACCCCAAAAUUAACCCCACCCCACCCCCCAAGACACCACCCCUUCAUCUCUCACCCCUUCGGAUGCUCUCAUAUCAUGAAUCGUAACAGGAUCGCCAUUAAAGAGAAAAAUGCAUCCUGUCCCCAAGAAGACACUUGUUUUGUAACAACUAAGACAGACAGCAUUCUCUCUACAGAAGCAAGGUUUAUUCUUAUUCAUAUUUUUGCCGCCACGUCAUCUUUUUACGCCACAGGCUGGGAACUGUGGAUAACUCCACGUAAGGAGAUGUGACUUAAGACUGCACCAGAACCACACUGUCUACAGUAAUUAUUUUUUACCCUCUUGCUUUGUACUUGGACUUACUUCGAGGAGCGUAGCUGCGGACUCCUGACUGAAAUUCCAUUUCAUGAUGACUGCGCUGUUAGCUUAGCCACAAGUAUCUUAAUAAAUUGGGCUGCAUGCUAAAGUCUUCGGGACAUCAGCAAUCUGCGAUGUGGAGCCAACCAAACUGUAACAGCUUCAGCAGACAGUAUUUCCAACCAGUCAUUUAAAAAAAAAUGAAAGAAAGUAACUAUAUAUAAUAUUCAUUUUUUAUUUCUUCCCAUGGAAGAAUAGAGUCAUGAUUAAGCAGCAGCAGGCCAAAGGAAUGGUGCGUACCAUCGGGGUGUCAUUGAGCAAUGCCAGUUAUGGAGGAACGCUCUUCAAAAUCACGUGCUUUCUAUUCAAAAUCUCCGAACAGAACCGCAGUCAGCCAAUCACCCGGCCUGAUGAAUGAUUACUCCUGUGUAGUGUUUAGGGGGCCUUCAUGAAACACUCACGAUGGUUUUUUCAUUUCCAUGAAGCAAAAAUUUCAAGGCUAUAAAACUGUUUCAGCAUUAGUGACCGUUGAAUAUUAGUCUCUGGUGAUCUCUGAAGCUUGUCCUACAUACACUUCUAGAACAAUUUAUCAAAAAAAAAAAACAAAUAAGAGAGUCAGUCACUUGACCGACAGUAAUGGAUGGAAACGGUUGUGGUGAGGUCAGUCUUAUUAAUCCAAUCGAGGAGUUGGGUCAGAAUUACAGCGACCACUAUGCUACGUUUCAUCAUAUGCAAACUAUUUCAUUUUCUCCUUUACUGCGAGCCGUUCAAUCUCAGAGUUGGUUAGACAUAUCAGAUACGAAUCUUGCAUAACGUCAGUCCUGCGAGCGCAGAUUCAGAUUCAAAUUCUACCUUUUAAUGUUCCGAAAAAUGAAAUGCUGCUAUUUAACAUUCAGUACUUAACGAUGCAACUUGAUGAUGAUGAUGAUGAGCUAGCUGUGUUUGGGAUGAGUUUCAGCAGAGGGAAAGCAUUCUCCUUUUUUUAAACAUUUUUUUCCCCCUCAGUUUACACACCAACACUCUGAGUAUGACCCAUACCAGCAGUUUUCUAUUUUCUAAACGAAAUAAAAUGUCUGAACUUAUUAGCGGAGAUUGUAUCAGGAUCUUGAGAUUCACUUGGACACUAAUGCACGUAAGAAAGCACAGUAUAAACCAAGUUCAGUCAUUUUAAUUACUCAGAUAUUUUAAUACUGAUACUUUUUGUAGGCCUUGUCUUCGGUAUACGUCAAAUAUGUCUGUCCGGUAUACAUGUCAAAUAUUUAUGCUUGCUUAAGCUUUUUCUUUCUUUCUUUCUCUUUUUUUUUCCUUCUUUCAGCAUAAGGGCUAUAGCUUUACAAAUUUUGUUCAUUUCUAUUUUUGGUACUGUUUGGAAUCAUCAGCGAUCAUGCGCGACUGCCUGUAUGUGAUUGUAAUUGUAACGUCUGCUCUGCUCUGGCGUCGUCCUCACACGAUUGUCCGUCCUGUCGUUCUCUGUGUAAACGUGCUCAUAACCAUUUCUGCAAAGAAGGAUUGAUAUUUAUUGUACUGUAAUGUGUUCAGGUCGUCAGGAUUGAAUGGUCAGCAUUAAGCAAAUGAGUCUAAAUGCAUCCAUGUUCUUAUGGUAUUUAAUGUCCAUGCUACCCUAAAAAAAAAGAAGAAGAAAAAAAGAUGCUUAUGUAUAAGAAAAAAAAAUACACAAACAAAAAAUCCGACUUGGAUCGUCCCACACUGGAUUUGGCCGACAGGACAAUCGCUUGUGUGCAGUGCUCUUGGUAUUGAGGGAAAUGUUAAAUUAUUUUUGAUUUUAUUGUUUGUCAUUUCUAUUUAAAUCAGUUUAUAUGAGGCUGUUUUGUGUGUGUGUGUGUGUGUGUGUGUGUGUGUGUGUGCACACCUACCUGUGCAUGUGUGUUUUUUAUGUGCGCUCGUUCCUGUGUGUGUGUGUGUGUGCGCGCACGUGCCUGUGUGUGUGUGUAGCACUUCUAUUCUUUUUCCUGUAGGAGAGCUAGCAGACAUGGUGACAUAGAGGAUGUCCUAUUUAUAGUCCUGCACCUUAUCACGCAGCUCAAACCUUACGAUUUUCAUAACCGCUCGGACAGAAUUCCUUUAAACGCUGAUGCAGUCAGUUGUGUGCUGAUGUGCACAGUUCCUGAAAAAAGGUACAUAAAAUUACCCAAGGCUGAUUCUUGGACAGCGAGGGUUUGCUUUAGUCAGAUUUGUAACUAACAUGCAAAUGUAAAAGAAGGCUAUGCUUUUCCUUUUUUUUCCCCUUAAAUGCACAGCCGCAAUCGACUAUUUAAUGCUUUUAAUGCAGAUCCUAAACGCUGCCCAUCACCAACAUGCAGAAUUCUUUUAAUAGCUUGCAACGAUUAUGAAUCAGAAAUCAGUAAAUCUGCACAUGACUAUGAUGUAUGCUUUACUCCAAACACCAUCAAUUUUUUUUUCUUUACACAUGGAUGUAAGUUGUUGUUAUUAUUAUUGUUGUUAUUAUUAUUAUUAAUAAUAAUGAUGGUUUCAUUUCCUCAGGGAAAUAUGCUCAGAUUGUUAUGAAUAAAAGCUUGACACUGAAUAAA